This is a messenger RNA of Darwinula stevensoni, 297 nucleotides long. The record is from the annotation of a GenBank genome assembly. Lineage: Eukaryota; Metazoa; Arthropoda; Ostracoda; Podocopida; Darwinulidae.
CAUCACACUGGCCAAACCUGGUCAUGAUCCUCUCAGAUUCAGCCAGUGAACUGACUGCCAUGGAGAAGCCUUUUCUGUCUUUUUAUGACAAACAAGUGGACAGCACGUACUUCUUGGCUCGUAUUGAGCCUCGAAUCACACUUGUUCUCAUCUUCAAGUACAAACACUCUGAGAAGGAAGGAGUGAUUGUGAACUUUCUCACAGAAAUGAGCCUGCAGUUGCGCUGCAAUCGUGUCCUUGCCACCCUCAAGAAUGGAUGAUGCCACAUUUUUUCUUUCCUCGACUUGAUAUGAAAAC